ACACAGUUCCGCGAAUGUCAGCGUUACUGGAAGAGAAUUUGAACCGGAAAAUCGUCUUUUUUAUUUUCUUAAAUGGCAUAUUUUUAUUUUUAAAAUUUUCAUGAAUGUUUUUAUAACGACUAUACCGCCGAUGAAAGGAGUAUGUUGUCGGUUUCGGGGAACUAGACCGUUGGUGCGUGUCACCUUGAAUUGUGCCUGCCGUGAAUGACUGAACGAGAAAACUGGAAAACCGCCGCACACACGCCGACUGAUUGGAAGCGGAGUGGACCAGAUUUGGUUCAUCUAUGUCUCCGGUUUUAUUCCUUAGCCACGUUUUGUGUUUACGUCGUUUUUUAAAAUGGGAGUAGUGCUACGGAACCUCCAGAAGGUGGUACCUCUGCGCCGAGCCAGGCUUCGCAGGGACGUGGACACGCUGAGACACAUCCUGGGCAUCCAGAAGUUUGACCUGGGCAUCAUCUGCGUGGACAACCAGAGGAUCCAGCAGAUUAACAACAUGUACAGGAAGAAAAAUCUGCCCACGGAUGUCCUCUCGUUUCCAUUUCACGAGGACCUGAGGCCCGGUAAGCUGCCUUGCCCCCUUCAUAGAGACGAGCUGAACCUCGGAGACAUUUUCCUCGGCGUAGAGUUUGUGAUGAAGCAGUGUCAGGAGGAAUCCUUAGACCUGCACGGUGCUCUCACCGCCAUCACUGCACACGGCAUCUGUCACCUCCUGGGCUACAGACACGAGACGGAGGAAGAAUGGACGGAGAUGUUCCAGAGGGAAAGUUACAUCCUGAGUGAGUACAACAGACUCACAGGUCGACACCUGGAGCCGCUGAUGAAGAGAUGUAACCAGGACAGGUGACAGCGAAGCUGCUCCAGGUUUCAUUCACUGACCGAAGACACCACCUGCUUUACAAUCUGCAUUUGCUGCUUUUAUUUUGAAGGACUAAUAACAUUUCCCCCUCGCUCCCUCCCCCCACAUUCCCCUCGUCCUAUGAAAAACACUGGACUGUCGUCGAAUGGUUUUAAAAAUAAAAAAAAGGAAGAGAGAAGUCUGCGCACGUUCACUGUGAUAUUUUAUUAAAAUCUGCUUUAGGAAGAGUCAGUCAUGUAUGAAGGGUAGAAAAAGCAAAAGAACCUUUUACCCUCCUUACACUGCAUUAGGGACAGGAUGUUCAGGGAAGCACAGCAUUUCAGAAAUCUGAUGCAGACAUAAGAAACUAAUCCGAGUGCCACGACGUACUGUUCUACCAGGAGCUGCACACUUUCCAGAAACCCAGCUAUAAAAGGCCUGUGUGGAUUUUUAUUUCUUCAUUUUUAAAAUGUGAACAUUUGGAGAAAUCAUUUGGUUUGGUUCUGAUUAUGUAUCUGAACGUUUCUGCUGUGGUCCAGCCAGUGUCUGGAGUAAUGAAUGAAUCCGUUCUAUGAGUCUGACAGUAACUAUCGCAGCAGGUUAGCAGAGAUCCAAGCCUUUAAAUAUUAUAUACUGGCCCUAAAGGUGAUGA
This is a messenger RNA of Mugil cephalus (flathead mullet), 1487 nucleotides long. It is a transcript of the gene ybey, whose product is annotated as ybeY metalloendoribonuclease. The coding region runs from base 338 to 844 and encodes 168 amino acids. The record is from RefSeq and is a predicted model, not a curated record. Gene Ontology annotation, biological process: rRNA processing. The transcript has 4 exons. NCBI's taxonomy places the organism in Eukaryota, Metazoa, Chordata, Actinopteri, Mugiliformes, Mugilidae. Gene Ontology annotation, molecular function: metalloendopeptidase activity.